Molecule: messenger RNA, 945 nt
Organism: Durio zibethinus
Lineage: Eukaryota; Viridiplantae; Streptophyta; Magnoliopsida; Malvales; Malvaceae
Source: RefSeq, a predicted model, not a curated record
AUGGUCGUCAUCAUUAUCAACAGUGUUUAUAUAUUGGGAGCAUCUAGUAGCCUCUACACUAACAUUCUAGUUCCCACCAGACGCAACGCAAUAAUUCCUUUUUUUUUUCUUCUUCUUGUUCUUAAAGCCACGUCAUGUCCGCACGAUCUAAUCACUUUGCUUUCCAGGAAAAUGCAACUCACUCGGACAAAACAUAAAAAGGAGAUUAUGAAACUCUAUGAUUCAUGUUGGUUUGAGAUGGAAAUUUUCAAGACACAGAAAUCUCCAUCAACAUCUGCAAGUUUUGAACCAAACCCAGAUUACCAAAUUGAAGAAAACUCAUCAAAACCAGAUUUUACACGCACCUCAACUCUCCAUACAAGGUCCAUGAGUGACCAGUCGACCUUAAUUAGCACAAGUUUCAUAGGUUCUGAUUCUUUCUCACCAGACUCAGUUCUCCACUCACCAAAGCUCCAUAAAAUCAUAUCAGGCAAAGAAAUUACGGAAGAAGAGUUGCAAGAAACUAUUCAAGAAUCACCUAACAAGAAGGUGGUUGCUAGUAGGAGAAUUACAAGAAGAAAGAAGGGUACAACUAAGAGCUUGUCAGACUUGGAAUUUGAAGAGCUAAAAGGGUUUAUGGAUCUUGGCUUUGUUUUCUCAGAGGAAGAUAAUAAGGAUUCAAGGUUGGUUGAGAUAAUUCCUGGGUUGCAGAGAUUGGGAAGGAAAGAGGGUGAAGAAGACAGUAAGGAAGCUGAUGAUAAGGUUGAAGUUUCAAGGCCUUAUCUUUCAGAAGCGUGGGAACUUUCAGAAAGAAGAAGAAAAGAGAACCCUUUGAUGAAUUGGAAAGUCCCUGCUUUGGGUAAUGAGAUUGACAUCAAAGACAGCCUCAGGUGGUGGGCUCAUACUGUUGCAUCUACUAACAACAAUUUUUUCCGUCAACGAAUUGAUGAUUUACUGGGUCCUUAG